Halteromyces radiatus is the source of this 1961-nucleotide messenger RNA. RefSeq lists its product as uncharacterized. NCBI's taxonomy places the organism in Eukaryota, Fungi, Mucoromycota, Mucoromycetes, Mucorales, Cunninghamellaceae. The record is from RefSeq and is a predicted model, not a curated record. Bases 196 to 1806 code for a protein of 536 amino acids. Gene Ontology annotation, biological process: negative regulation of transcription by RNA polymerase II; positive regulation of transcription by RNA polymerase II. Gene Ontology annotation, molecular function: DNA-binding transcription factor activity, RNA polymerase II-specific; RNA polymerase II cis-regulatory region sequence-specific DNA binding; zinc ion binding. The transcript is spliced from 2 exons.
UUUUUUUUUUUCCUUUUAUUAUCUUUUUUUUUUUCCUCUUCUUUUCACCUUUAUACAUUUUUUACUUCUGUCUCUCUCUCUCUCUCUCUUAUAUAACUCUUCUCUUCUACUUUAUUUCCUCAUUGGUACAAUAGAGUUUAUACAUUCAUCUACUUUUAUUCUUGAAUCUAUUUCUUUCUUUUUAAUCCACCUAAAAUGACUGUCAAGUCGCCUUUUUACAACAAGCCUUCGACGUCAACCAGUGUGGAUUCUUGCCAUAAAUGCCCGGCGAUACCAACCAAUAACCAGGACUUACACGUACCGUCAACUGAUUCAGUCAAUCUUCAGACUCAACAAGACCAGUCCUCUCCUACUGGCUUCGACCAACGAAUCUUGGAUACUUCCAACAAUGACAACACUUCUACUACUACUACUAUGGAUAGUGCUAAUGUCGUUGAACCGUGCAGCUCCAGUGCCGCGAUAUCGGAAUUUGGAACAACACCCUUGACCUCUUGUUCGAACUGUGGAACUCAAUCCACUCCUCUUUGGCGACGUUCUCCUCAAGGUGAAACUAUUUGCAAUGCUUGUGGUCUUUAUUUGAAAGCUAGAAAUACUACUCGUCCUCCAUGGUUGAAAAGAAAUUCUACAAAACGUCCUGUUCCUUUGGCUCCUGUGGCUUUGGCUCCUGCUCCUAUUGCUAUGAAAUUACCUAUUCAACCUUCACCACCUGCUAUUGUUCCCAUAUACUCUACUUCUUCUCCUUCUUCAUCAUCAUCUGGAUCAUCAUCUGAUUCUGUUUCUACUCCUGAUGAUACUACUGCAAGUGAUAGUGAACAAUCUGACAAGUCUGAUAGCAAUCGUUCAAUGAUUUGUUUCAACUGCAAUACAACAACAACUCCUCUUUGGCGACGUGAUGGUGACGGAAACACUAUUUGCAAUGCAUGUGGAUUAUAUUACAAACUCCAUAGUGUACAUCGACCUAUCACAAUGAAACGAUCUAUCAUCAAACGUCGAAAACGAGUGGCUAUUCCUGCUACUAUGACAACAACAACAUCAUCUGAUAUUAUUGGAAAUAAACGUAAAUCAAGUUUGGAUGAUUCUAUUGAUCAUGUAUCACCACCUGCAAAACGACUUGAAUUACCUCUUCUUGCCGCCAAAACAACAGCAACAACAAAAUCGAAUCAAUCUCUCACUUUACCCAAUGUAAGCACUAUUGUGGAAUCGAUGGAGCCUGAUGCUUUCAAUCGUCAUCAUCAUCGUCAACAUUUACCUUCACCACCUCUACAUCCUGUGAAAUCUUCCAAUUUGGCUAGUUUAUUGAAUCCAUCCAAUGAAAGUGAUAAGAGAUUACCUCCUAUUUCUUUACCUGGUUUACCUUCUCCUCCUAUGGUACCUCAUGAUACAAUGCAACCUUUAUCACCCGCCAGACCUUCUUCACCUUCUUCAUCAACACCAUCUACUACUGUCAAUUCGCCCAUGUCAUUACCAUAUGAACCUUCAUCCAACUCUACUGUCGCUGCUGCUGCUGCUGCUGCUUUUGCUACCGUGUCUGCUCUUUUGAAUCCCAAUGCCAAUCGACAACAUACACAUCAAAUGCUUGAAGCUCAUCGUCAUGAAUUGCAACGGGAAGUCACUAAUUUGACAUGUAUGCUUACUCGUACUACUGCCAUGUUGGAGAAUCUUGAUCAAGUGAUGGCUGUCACUGGAAAUAGAACAACAACUAUGAUGGAAACAAGCAACAAGAACAACAAUGUAUCUCAAUCCAUUUUAUCCUUUUCCAAGUCAUCCUCUUCCUCUACCACUGUUACCUCUUCAUCUGGAUGUUGAUUUACAAGUUGAUUCUCUUUCUUUUUUUUUAUGCUUUUAUUCAUUUCAAUCCUUCUUUUUUUUUUUUACUAUGAUAUUUAUCUUUAUUCUCUUUCUUUAUAUGAUCGUAUAAUAGUUUAGCAUGUUUUUUUUUAAAAAUUCUCUUCCUAACUUUU